This is a messenger RNA of Closterium sp. Yama58-4, 5775 nucleotides long. The record is from the annotation of a GenBank genome assembly. Lineage: Eukaryota; Viridiplantae; Streptophyta; Zygnematophyceae; Desmidiales; Closteriaceae.
AUGCUGCCUUACCUGUUCCCUGAGCUGUCCACCUUUGCUACAGUCGCCGAUCUUAUCACCCACCUUCGCACUAGUGACGCUCGCCUGCGUGCCGCCCUUCCCACCGAGUUCUGCGCUAAGAACCCCCCUCCACUGUACUGGACACUCCACUUUCUAGUCACCCGUCUCCCUGACACCCUUAGCUCAGUGCGCGACUAUUUCCUUGCUCGCUGUCCCACUGAGCUCACUGUCGCCCUCCUAGAGGAGAAACUGCUCGCAGCCAAGAAGAGCAUUGUAGCUGUAGGUGCUGCUCGUGGCGCUCCUCGCACCCCCAUCUUUGAGGGGUGUUCUCCCUCUCCCCUCGCUCCCUCCUACGCUACUGCUGCUGCUGUUGACUUCCUUGGUGCUGAGUCUGCUGGCGCUGCUUCUGCUCCUGGUGGGAGGCGCCGCACCGGCAAGGGCAAGGGGGGCAAGGGUGGCGGGGGUGGCGCUGGGGGGGGAGGAGGUGGGGGAGGUGGGGGGGGAGGCGGUGCUGGAGGGAGCGGUGGCGGGAGUGCUGGUGGGAGUGGGGUCGGCAGCGGAGGCGGGGGCGGCGGAGGGAGCGGUGGCGGUGGUGGCGGCGGCGGUGGCGGCGGCGGCGGCGGUGGCGGUGGCGGCGGUGGCGGUCGGAGCGGAGGUAGUGGUGGCGGCGGAGGUCGGAGUGGAGGCACUGGCUCGGGCCAGAGCUCCCACCAGCAGCAGCGUCCCCAGACGACCCAGCAGCUUCGUGAGUGGCUUGCUCAGCGUGGGACGUCGGGGGGCAGUGGCCGCUGUUCCUAUGUCAUUCGCACAGGUGACCGCAAGGGACAGACGUGUGGGAGGUUCCACACCCCGUACCGCUGCUUCUCCCGCCUUGACGACGCUUGGCGUGAGGAGAUGGGCGAGGAUGUUGAGCGCCCCCGCUGGGCUGAGCUGAUGAGGGCUGGUGUUGAUAUCUUUGCUCUUGACUAUGAUGCUAUUAUUGCUGCCAUGUAUGCAUUGACUGUUAGUGCCGAGGGAGACUGUUACUUGUGUGUGCCACCUGACCCAGGUAUAGAGCCCGCUGCCCUGGGUACUAGUGAGUCUGCUCUCUCUGGUCUGGUGCCCUCUGUGGCUGCUCCCUCCAGUACUGUCCCUACUGCUUGUGAGUCUGCUCUCUCAGGUACAGCACCCACAGAGACUGCUCUCUCAGGUACUGCACCGGCUGAGGCCUUGCACACCUUCACCCUUGACUCAGGUGCUUCCCGCUGUUUCUUUCGUGACAGUACUGAGCUCACUCCACUUCCUGCACCGGUCCCAGUCUCCUUGGCUGACCCCUCGGGGGGCCCAGUCCUUGCACGGUCCACCACUGUGCUCCCGUGUCCGGCGGUUCCGUCUGGCUCGUUGUCAGGUUUCCACCUCCCCUCGUUCUCGACGAACCUGGUGAGCAACGCUGUCAUCCAGGAUCAGUGGGUUGACACCUUUACUCCUGGAGGACAGCGUGUGGCGAUCCUCACGUGCUCCAGGACUGGCCGUCACCUGGCUACGUUUACCCGUCAGCCGGGGUCGAGUCUCUACACACUGUCCACUGCGUCUCCUCAGGUCGCUGCUGUCGGUCAGGUGUCCGUGUCAGGUCUGGUAGCCCACACCUGUGAGUGUCGUUCCCUGUCGCACCAGACUCUUCUCUGGCACCACCGCCUGGGCCACCCCUCCUUGCCACGCCUCCGUGGCAUGCACCGUCGCCACCUUGUGUCUGGUCUUCCCAGGUCCCUCCCUCCCCUCCCUGCCUCGCCUGCGCCGCCUUGCCUUCCUUGCAUCGAGGGGCGGCAGCGCGCCGCUCCUCACUCCUCCUCGUUCCCCCCGACAGAGGCUCCUCUGCAGACCCUCCACCUGGACGUGUGGGGCCCAGCCCGCGUUCGUGGCCAGGGCGGUGAGCGGUACUUUUUGCUGGUUGUCGACGACUACUCGCGUUACACCAUGGUCUUCCCCUUGCGCACCAAGGGUGAGGUCCCUGCUGUUCUGAUCCCUUGGAUCCGCACAGUUCGUCUCCAGCUCCGCCGCCGUUUCCGGACAGAUCUUCCUGUCCUGCGUCUGCACUCUGACAGAGGUGGUGAGUUCUCCUCCGACCUCUUGAGGACCUUCUGUCAGGCGGAGGGCAUCGAGCAGACCUUCACGCUUCCGGACUCCCCACAGCAGAAUGGGGUUGCUGAGCGCCGCAUUGGCCUGGUCAUGGAGGUCGCUCGUACCUCCUUGGUCCAUGCGGCGGCUCCCCAUUUUCUGUGGCCGUUUGCUGUCCGGUACGCCGCGCAUCAGCUCAACCUCUGGCCCCGUGUCUCCUUGCCGGAGACCUCGCCCACACUGCGUUGGACGGGGGAGGUUGGUGAUGCGUCGCGCUUCCGGGUGUGGGGUGCUCGUGCCCUUGUCCGCGAUACGUCCGCGGACAAGCUCUCCUCCCGCACGCUUCCCUGUGUCUUCCUUGGCUUUGUCCCUGACGCGCCUGGCUGGCAGUUUUACCACCCCACCUCGCGCCGGGUCUUCGCCUCUCAGGACGUCACCUUUGACGAGUCGGUCCCUUUUUACCGUCUCUUCCCCUACCGCACUGCCCCCCUCCCUCCCCCGCCGCUUUUCCUCGCUCCUGGUCCCCCUCCGGUAGACCCCCUUCCCCCUCAGGGUCCUGCUCCUUCAGGUGUCUCUCAGGUAGACCCUCCUCCCGUCGCUGAGUUUGUCGAGGUCACAGGUGACUCAGGUGCUGCUGCAGGUGGUGCUGCUGGGAGUGCUGAGCCUGGGGGUGCUGAGCCUGCGGGUGCUGGGCCUGGGGGUGCUGCGGCUGCGGGUGCUGGGACUGAGGGUGCUGGAGCUGAGGGUACUGUGCCUGAGAGUUCGGAGCCUGGGGGUGCUGAGCCUGGGGGUGCUGCGACUGGGGGUGCUGAGCCUGCGUGUACGGAGUCUGGGGGUGCUGAGCCUGGGGGUGCUGCGCCUGGGGGCACUGAGCCUGGGGGUACUGCGACUGAGCCUACGGAGCCUGGGGUUGCUGCGUCUGGGGGUGCUGCGGUUCGAGGUGCCGAGCAGUCUCUCACACCGCAGCAGCUUCGUGACUGGUACGUCCGGCGCUUUCGCCGUCCUCGUGGCCCUGCUGGAGUUGGAGGUUCUGGAGCUGCUCGUCCUGGAGGUGCUCGUACUGGAGGUACUGGAGCUGCCGGGACUGGCUGUUCUGGGAGCACUGAGGCUGGAGCUGCUGGAGCUGGGGACUCUGGAGCUGGCGGUGCCAGCGGAGUUGGAGCUACCGGCUCUGGGGGUGCUCUUCCUGGCGGUACUGGAGCUGCUGGAGCUGACGACACUGGAGCUGACGGUUCUGGACACGGUGGUCCUGCUGGUUCUGGAGGUGCUGGCGAGGGGAGGUCUGUCGCUGCUGGGGCCUCUGGUGCUGACGUCGCCGACUCUGGGGGUGCUGCGGCGGAGGGUGCUGGUCCUGGUGCUUCUGGUGCUGCGGGUGCUGGAGGUGCUGGCGGAGCUCCGCCGUCGCGCCUGUUCUUCGCUCCUCCGUCACCGUCGGCUUUGCCACCGCCUGACACGGUGCUUCGCCAGGUUCUUUCCCUCCCGUCUUCCACUGGCCUUCCCCUCCAGCCUGGCUCCCCCCUCCCUGCUCCUGUACCUUACACUGCACUGCCGGACUCGCUUACGGAGCGUCGUGAGCCUGUGUCUCGUCCUGCCUCGCCUGUUCGUGCUACUCGCACUGCUCGCACUGCGCGCACUGGUCCCACUGGUCGUCGUGUCGCGCGUCCGCGUCCUCCUCCUGUUCCUGGCACGCAUAUUAUGGCCCUUCGUCCUUCCACUGGUCCACAGCGUGUCCCCCUACCGUCUCCUCCUGCGUCUUCUCUUCCUGACGUUCCCGACCCUGAGUCUGACAGUGUUCGUGCUGCCCACCCUACUGUUACGCGUCUUCUCGCCACUGUUGUCACUGACCCGUCGUUUGAGUCUUCUGCUGCGUCUGCCCUGGUCGCUGAGCUUGUCGACUUUGCUGCUGCAUGUCGCCUAGACUACGCCGCCAGUCUUGUUGCUGAGUCUGAGUCUGUCUGUCCUCCGUCCGUCGGGGGUGAGUGUGCUCUUGGAACGGACGUCCUUGAGGACAGGCAGGAGGACUUUGACUCUCUUGCGGCUGCUGUACCUCAUCUCGUGGCCUGGUUGCUUGCCCCUGAGGGAGACCCGGAUGCACUAGACAUCCCCACUCCGCGCACUUAUGCAGAGGCGAUCUCGGGUCCCUACUCCUCUCAGUGGCAGACAGCCAUGGACGCAGAGAUGGCUUCCUGGAAGUCCACAGGCACCUACGUCGACGAGGUUCCCCCUCCUGGGGCGAACAUCGUCGAUGGCAUGUGGAUUUUCAGGGUGAAGCGGCCGCCGGGUUCUCCGCCUGUCUUCAAGGCUCGUUACGUUGCUAGAGGCUUCAGUCAGCGCCAGGGGGUUGACUUCUUCCAGACCUUCUCCCCCACCCCGAAGAUGACCACUCUUCGGGUUCUGCUGCACGUUGCUGCUCAGCGUGACUACGAGCUUCACUCUCUUGACUUCAGCACAGCUUUCCUGCAGGGCAGCCUGCACGAGGAGAUCUGGCUGCGCCGCCCACCUGGCUUUACUGGGUCGUUUCCUCCUGGUACCCAGUGGAGCCUCCGCCGGCCAGUCUACGGUCUCCGCCAGGCGCCACGUGAGUGGCACGACACACUGAGGACUACACUUGCGGCCCUUGGGUUCGCGCCGUCUACUGCUGACCCGUCGCUGUUUCUGCGCACAGACACGUCGCUGCCGCCGUUCUACAUUCUCGUGUACGUCGACGACUUGGUCUUUGCUACUGCUGACACUGAGGCACUCGCUCGUGUGAAGUCGGAGCUGCAAAAGAGACACACCUGCACUGACCUGGGUGAGCUGCGUAGCUACCUUGGCUUGCAGAUCACCCGGGACAGAGCACGCCGCACCAUUACCCUGACUCAGUCACACAUGGUGCAGCAGGUCCUUCAGCGCUUCGGCUUCCAGUUCUCCUCACCACAGGCCACACCUCUGGCUACCAGCCACUCGCUCUCAGCUCCACCUUCGGACGAGUCCGUAGAGCCGAGUGGCCCGUACCCAGAGCUUGUAGGCUGCCUCAUGUACCUGAUGACUUGCACGCGACCUGACCUCGCGUACCCUCUUAGCAUCCUUGCUCGUUACGUUGCGCCUGGGAGACACAGGCGAGAGCACUGGGAGGCUGCUAAGAGGGUGCUGCGUUACUUGUGCAGUACAUCAGGCAUGGGGCUGGUGCUUGGAGGAUGCGACAGAGUUGUUCUCACUGGUCACUCGGACGCUUCUUGGGUGGACGACUUGGCUACGCAGCGGUCGUCGCACGGUUACACCUUCAGCCUUGGCUCUGGUUCUGUCUCGUGGCGGUCCACCCGCUCUUCUUCUGUUCUCAGCUCUAGUUGUGAGGCUGAGAUCUACGCCACGGCCAUGGCUGCACAGGAGUUACGCUGGCUCACCUACCUGCUGACUGACUUGGGAGAGCGGCCUAGUUCUCCUCCAGUUCUGUACGGCGACAACAAGGCGGCCCUUGCCUUGUGUCAGGAGCACAGACUGGAGCACAGGACGAAGCACAUUGCUCUUCGCUACUUUCUUGCUCGAGAGCUGCAGCAGCGAGGUCAGCUUCGGCUUGUGUACGUGGACUCGAAGGCCAACACUGCUGAUAUCUUCACCAAGGCGCUCCCGCCUAGUGAUCAUCAGCGGCACUGUACUUCUUUAGGCCUUGUGUCCACAUUCCCUCAUUUGCUUACUGCUUGA